ACAAAACCAACUUUCCAGUUCGCUUCAAAAUGCAAUCCAAAAAAAAAAAACAAAUCACCAGCAUUCUCAAGCGAACUUAGCUUCUUGGAAAGUUAUUUAUUACAACAAAAAAAAAUGGCCACCCGAAUGUCAGACGUCGUCGUCGUCGGUUUAAUCAAUCUUCCGAACCCAAAACUCGAGUCGAGGAGUGCAAAGUAAAAACUAAAUUUCUUGGUUUUAUAUAUUUUAUUUUAAUUUUAAUCAAAGAAAAAUUCCAAUUGCAUUUAAAUUGCAUCAAAAUGUGAGCAACCAAACAAAAAGUGAAGUGGUCUCAUUUUCAAAAUCUCAAUAAAAAAAAAAGAAAAAUUAGUGAUUUUUCUCCCCAAGUGAAUUUAUAUUUGAAAAAGAAAAGAAGAAAAAAAGAAAAACCUGAGUGUCCAAAAGCAAAAAAAAAGAAGAAAAGAAAGAAGUUAAGAAAAUUUUUCAUUUCCCUUCAAAGUGCGGUUUGUAAUUUUUCUUGUUUUUCCUGAAUGUCUGAUAAAUAAAACAAACCAAAAACCAAAGGAACAGGAAUAUUUUCAAUUCAAGAAAUUAAAGGAAAUUCCUGCUGCUGCUGCUUCUACCACCAUGACGACGGAACCCGGACAAAUUGACCUGUAUGAGUUUCUAACUGAGUCUGAGCUGCAACAUUACUAUAAUUCGUUCAAAAAUGAACUUAAAAUAAAAAGCGCUUCCCAAUUCAAAUACGCAACCGAUGAGGACCUCAAACAAAUUGGACUUUCUCGUCCUGAAAUACGUCGACUACGCAAAUACUAUGAAAAAUACUAUCCCCAUGGAUAUCUUAGUAAAAUCAAACGUCUCCUUCAAACACCCACCAUAGUAAAACGGGAUGAUGGCACCGUAACUUAUAAUACAUCAUCGACUGACGGCAAUGGCGCCAAAUCGGGUACUUCGCCCAGUAAAGCACCAAACAAUAAACACAUUAUCCCGGCCGAUUCAAUUUGUGUGAAUAAGCAAUUGGGCACUGGGGAAUUUGGUAUUGUUCAACAAGGAGUCUGGACAAAUGGCACAGAAAGGAUUCAAGUAGCGAUAAAAUGUUUGUGCCGCGAACGAAUGCAAUCAAAUCCUAUGGAGUUUCUCAAAGAGGCUGCGAUUAUGCACUCAAUCGAACAUGAAAACAUCGUUCGAUUGUAUGGCGUUGUACUUGCUACCGAUUCUUUGAUGUUGGUCACUGAGCUGGCACAUUUACGUUCGCUAUUGGAGUGCCUUAAGGAUUCUGGACUGCGUGUUAGCUUUUUAACUAUACCAACCUUGUGUGAAUUUGCUAUGCAAAUUUGCAAUGGAAUGAAAUAUUUGGAGAACAAACGACUUAUUCAUAGAGAUCUAGCUGCCAGGAAUAUUUUAGUUUUUAGUAAGAACAAAGUGAAAAUCUCUGAUUUCGGUCUGUCUCGAGCGCUGGGCGUUGGCAAGGACUAUUACAAGACUAAUUUCAAUGUAAAUCUUAAACUACCCAUUGCAUGGUGUGCUCCUGAAUGUAUCAAUUAUCUACGUUUUACUAAUGCGUCAGAUGUGUGGGCUUAUGGAGUGUGCUUGUGGGAAAUGUUCUCUUAUGGUUUCCAACCCUGGGCUGCACUUACUGGACUUCAGAUCCUUGAAGCUAUCGAUGAACCAAAUUAUCAACGUCUUGAGCAACCAGACUGUUGUCCACGGGAUUAUUAUAACCUUAUGAUGAAAUGCUGGCAACAUGAUCCAUCUAAAAGGCCUAGAUUCUCAGAAAUCCAUGAAAUGUUGCCUGAACUGAAACCUGAACAACUAAAGACUAUUGUUAAUUCAUUGGAGCCGAAAAAAGAUCAUUUAAUUUAUCGGCAAGGUGAAGUUAUUACUGUUCUUGAGAAAAAUACUAAUACUCCAUUCUGGAGAGGAGUUUUAAACUCAGGGAAAACGGGAUUGUUUAACCCAGCAAACACUAUUGCCUAUACCGAAACUCCGCCUAGUUCAAAUCGGGAAUCAUUUUAUCGUAACAAUGAACGUUGUAGUAAACGUAAAUUGCGAACAGAAAUGAUUUCUAGGCCACAAAACGAUUUUAAACACACCGGACAUAUCGGAAUCGAUGGUGAAUCAUUCGGUGAUGUUGCAUUUUUAGGAAACUCUCAAAGUUAUAAUCAUUUGCCACGCCAAGUCGUAACGCCAUACAAACCAUCUGAAGACAUUGAACAAACGCCUCUAUUACUACCACCAACACCAACUAGCCCAGACUCUUUACAAACUGCCAGUGGUUAUUUUCCCGAAGAGAUACGCACAUCAUCGUCGACAAAUCCGACGUUUAUCAGUUCCAAUGAAAACACACCCAAUCACCAUAACACGUUUGGCGCUCCAUCCUUUGAUUUCUCAUCGACAACGUCAACAACGGCAAUGUCAAAUGCCCAAAAAACGAUGUUUCAUUCAUCUACAAAUCCAUUUGCUUUAGAAUCAACUGCUACAGCGAAUCAUCAUGCUAGAGCCACAGCUUCAAGUAGUAACAGCAGUAGUAAUAGUACAUUUGCAUUGCAAAACAAUAACUAUGGUCUAGAAUCGAAUGCUUUUACAAAUGCCAAUCUAGAAGAUGACUCUCUUCAGGCAUCGAGUGGUUCGAAUAUUGAAGAUCAACAUGAAUACCAUGAGAUAUCCGAUGAUGAGAUCACAGCGGACAAAGUCUUCGAUAUGGGUCCAUCGUUGUUGGAUGAGAUAAAUUCGAUGUUUGGAACAAUUACUGCUGCAGCAGCCACAAGCACAACGGACAGUUUGACAAUGUCCAAAUCUCCCGACUUUGAUCAUUCGCAUAAACUCGCUGAAUUGUCUUCCAAAUUGAAUAGAAAGAACAGUGGUGAUUCAAAUGGAAAUAAGUCCAAAAAGAAGUCUGGAACUGGAACAAUGAAGCCGAUUUCAGUGAAAGAUGAAAAAAUUCUCAACCAUGCAAUUGAAAUUGCGAAUGAGAUUAGUGCGAGGUCAAUGACUGAUUUGGUGUCUGAUCAAACACCCAGUGUUCAGAGUCCUAAACGAAAAUUUAGCUUCCGUUUCCCGCAUUUAUCACAUCAUCAUGGUGCCAAUGAUAAACAUAGUGCUGGUCCAUCUACUGGACAUAAUGGUAAUGCUGGUCCAUUAUCAUCUUACGCAAAGGAGAAGAAAAAUUUCACAGAGGAAUUGAAGAGCAUACCCGACUUACAGCGUUUUCGCCCCAGCGAUUUGGAACCCUUUCCUAUUUCAGACAUUAGAAUACCUAUUUUCGACAAAGAGGCUUCAGACUUCUUCUUUGAAAAAUCUCGCGAAAUCCUUAGUCGCCCGAUUAACAUUGACUUUCGAGAAGACAUCGAGGUCAAUGAUAGCCGGACACCAAGAGAUGUUAUCGGGGAGAAUCUGUUGGACAUUGAGAACACCUUGAAAGCUCUGAAUUUAGAUUUUAUUCAGACCUACAGUGAGCUGGACAAAAAUGAUUCAGCCGAAACACUGUUGAAUGAAAAAUUUGCCAACAUAGUCUCAUCUCUUGAGGGUGAGAUUAGUAGCGCCAGCACAAUUGCUGGGAGCCUGAAAUCAUCAGGAGUGUAUGAUUUCGGCGGUGGCGUUCACACCAAAUUCGACUUCAACUCUGCCACUAGUCAUAUUGAUAAGCACUUGCAACACUACAAUGACAUCAUAGACAAGAUCGAAGACAAGCGAUCAAGCACUCCAGACACCGGAUUCGCUUCCAGAGAAACCAAUCUCUCGCUCUCUCGCCGGAGUAGCCAAAAAAGCAGCUACUCCCCACAAGAUAGCUACUUCAGUCCGAAGGAUAUUAGUUUCUCUGGAAGUUCCAUGGAAGCGCGUGGCUAUAUGAGUGUGAAGAACGAAUUGGCCACCAACAAUUGCACAAAAAUCCAUCAGUCUUCAUCUCCAGUUAAGAAUGUGAAUGCUAGCAACACAUCCAUCUACUCGCAUUCGCAAAUGCAGAACUCUCCAUUAGGUGAUUAUUCGGGCAGUCGACAACGGUCCAUGUCGUUUAAUGAUAAUUAUAAUUUGAAAUCUCCCGUUCUAUCAGAGCCACAACACCGGACUGUGGGACAACAAAAUUUCUCCCACCGCAGUACCGGCUCCUUUCGCAACAAUCCCGUGGGCGGUGCGGGCAACAAGGUAAUGCAAUAUAAACCGCGUAGCAUCAAAGCGCGCACCUUACGGCGUCUGAGCUAUAAUCCAAUUGUACUUGACUCUAGCUCUACAUCAAGCGAUGAGGAGAGCGACUUUGACCGAAGCAUUGCGCACUCCGAGUGCGAUAUACGCACGCGUGUGUCUUCCAAAAGGCGGCGGCAAUAUCUCAAUAGGAAGGCAUUCUCCGCCAGCAAUGACGAAUCGGCCCAGGACAAGUUGUACGGGUCGAAUGCGAGCAUAAAAUCGGCGCCGCACUACAACAACUAUGGCGCCGAAUUGACCCAACGUCGGUAUCGUGGUGGCAAUAACCAUCAGCAGCACUUUUCUCAUGAUAUCCAUCAGCAGCCGCCUCAACAUGGAUAUGAUGAGAAGAUUUAUGAUUUUGGAGGACGUGGUCCUGGCAACAAUUAUGCCAUCAACAUCAACCACGUCAUCAAGCCACCACGAGCUUUCGCCGUGAAUGGGUCAAAUUUUGCCAACAGUCGCAAUUCAAUGUUCCAUGAAUUUGAUGUCUCCAAACUGACUGGUAAGAGUCCAACUUCCACAACUUACUACAAUGCGGGACAGGAAGGAAAGAAAGUGGUUGUUAAGCCACAAAAAACUCCACCUCCACCACCUCAGCAACUCCAACAACAAGUGCAGCAGCAGCUGCUGCAGCAACAACCACAACCGCAGCAACAGCCGCCGCCACCACCACCUCCAGCUGUUCUACAGAAGCAAGUAUCAAUGCCGCAUCAGAGUCAUCAAGGCGGCAACUUCCAUUGGCCAGAGAAGAUUCAUGCCUCAACCGUGAAGCAGAAUGACAUCCUGUGGCGCCAACAACGUUCGCACAGCACAUUUAGCAGUCUCAAAGUCAAACCGGCUUUUUCGAGUGACAGUUCCUCGACAGACACCGAAGAAUUUGAAUUUCGAAAGGACUUCUUGCCUCACAUUCCGCCCAGCCCGGCACCAUAACUAAGAAAAAUGCUUAAAUAUUUAAUGAAUUUACUGUUCGGAAGCGUUAUGCCGCCAACGUCGUCGUCAUCAGCGUCGACGGCGUCGCCGGCUGUCAAACGAUCGUCGGCUCAAUCAAGUUUAAAAUAUUGAAUUGUUAUGGUAUAUUUUUUGUUUUUAUCAAAAAAUAUACGAGUUGAUAGUUGUUGUUGUUAUGUAGUGAGUUAUGAAUGUUUGGCUUUAAACAAAAAAAAUAAAAAAUAUUCAAAAAGGAAAUUACAACAUUUAGAUAUUUGGAAAAGGAACGAGGAAAAGUUUAAUGCUUCUGCGUAAAUUAAUUAAAUCUUUUAAGCAAUUGUACAAAAACAAAAUUCAAUUCAAUUCAAUUAUUUUGUACGGGUGCCUUAAUUUAUUUCCAAAAGCAUUUCCUCGUCCUGAUAUACUACUAAAGAUAUCAUCGCCCUAGUCCAAGUUCAAGUCAUUGUACUUUUGUCAGGUUUAUACUUUUUGUUAGUGGUUUUUAUUUAUGAAGAAGGCACAGAUUCUCUCGAACUAAAAAGUUGAUGGGGAUCUUUUUUUCUAGGAUACAAAACAAACUUACAUAAACAGAGAGGAUGCAAUGCCUCAACGUGAAGUUGUCAAUUUUUCGAUUGAUUUUUCAUACACAAAAGAAAUUUCAAUCAUAUUUAAGAGCUUUUCAGCUUCCCGUCUAGAGAGAAAUGUAUCAGAUUGCCUUAGAGUCAGGAUUUUAUGGAAUUUUUUUUAGGAAUCAAAGCAAAUAUCAACUUAUUCGAAAAUCUUUAAUAACAAGUUGAAAUGCAUUUCAAUUCCUGAUUUUAUUUUCCUGAAUUUUCAAAUUUAACGGAGAAACAUUUGUUGCUU
Messenger RNA from Eupeodes corollae, 5952 nucleotides. RefSeq names its product activated Cdc42 kinase-like (gene Ack-like). The record is from RefSeq and is a predicted model, not a curated record. The transcript has 11 exons. NCBI's taxonomy places the organism in Eukaryota, Metazoa, Arthropoda, Insecta, Diptera, Syrphidae. Gene Ontology annotation, biological process: protein phosphorylation. Bases 607 to 5091 code for a protein of 1494 amino acids. Gene Ontology annotation, molecular function: ATP binding; protein binding; protein tyrosine kinase activity.